AUGGCUCCCAAAAAGAGAAAGGCUCAGGAUGCGGACCCAACGGUCGAAACAACGGAUCUUCAAAGAAGAUACGCAGCUGGGAAACAGCCGCGUACUGAGGAGCAACUGCCAUCUGUUGAUUACCAUGUUCCACUCGACCCCGAAAGUGAAUUGUUCACGGAGAACGACUGGUUUAUCCCUAAGUUCAAUCUGUUCAUCUCUUUCACCCUGGACAAUCUAGUGGAAAGCUACAGGAAUGUGUUCAAAGAUUUCAUUAAACUUCCUAGUAGAAAAUUCCACCCCGGUUACUUCUACAAAAUUGACCAGCCUAUAUCGAUAAAUGAAAUCAAGUCAAGAGAUUAUGAGUACUUGAACGGCCAUCGAACCUUUUUGCUUGACAUCGAGCUAAUAAGGAAAAAUUGCUACUCGUAUAACGAUUCCGAUAGCUUAAUAGUCAAAAACUCAAUGCAAGUUGUUAAUUAUGUCAAAUAUGAAGUUCUUAAGGCCAAAAACGUUACGAGAAAUUAUUUGAUUAAUGCUGAAGUUAAAAAAUUUCUACAGGAUACGCUAGCUAAAGUUUUUGACGCUACUGACAAAUCUGUUGCUGAGAUGAUGGGCAAGCCUUCCGAGGGUUUUGAUACCUCGCUACGCAUUUGUGAACCUUUCGUGGAACUAGUAUCAAAAGAUGAGCUGCCCGAAUAUUACGAGGUAAUACACAGACCUUCUGCUCUCAAGUUGGUGAGAAACAACCUUGAGAUGGAUUAUUAUUCUAAAAUUUACGAUUUUUACAUCGACAUGAUAUUGGUUUUUGAAAACGCUUUGGUGUUCAACGACCCUGAGACGCUAAUUUACCAGGAUGCCGAGAAACUUUUACGAUUCUUUCGAAAACUCAUGCAGGAACGCUUCUUUGUUAGCUUAAAGGAUGCCAGCGAGCGAGGAGAGGUGAAAUUAGAGUACGACAAAUUUGAAUAUAAGCAGUAUUUGGCCAAUGGCGGCGACGGUGAUGCCGCAGAAAUGGAGGACGAAGAUGUCGAGCUUGAAGAUUAUGAUUUUAAUCAUUAUGAAGGGCUUGGAAACGGUUACAACCGGACACUGUUUUCAGGAGACUACUUGUUAGGCCCCAGCAAGAUGAAACUGAACGAGAUGAACCCCAAAAGAAAUGUAAUGGAGGCCGCUGAGGAACUGCCAGAAGCGCCGAAAUACAAUAUCUUCAACUCUUUAGCAGAAGACGCAGAGAAAAAAAACGAAGAGGAAGUUGCACCAUAUACUUUUAUUCGCGAGAUUUCGGUAACUUCUUCGAAGUCCCAAUAUAAGCAGGACACGGCGCCUGUACAAGGAGCUUUGCCGCCUCUUAACCAGAAGUGGGUCGAAUAUGUUUUUAACGGUGAAUGCCUGACUAAGAAGAAUAACAUGUUUUCUUUGACGUUGCCCCCUAUCCAGACAUCGGCAAGCAUUACAGCGCAUUUGAACUAUUUGCCUGGAGCAAACUACAAUGCAUCUUUAACUGUGGACAAAGAAAAAACAAAUCCUGCCCCUAACGCGGUCGCUGAAGGUAAUGAAAGUCCCAUUAAAUUCGAGGUAAGGCUUUUGGAGGGAAACAAUAAUCUUGAGUUUACUUGUGAAGAUCAGGAUACAGGAAACACUGAAAGUUUCAAGCUGUGGAUUGUAGUUUUGCCUUGA
This is a messenger RNA of Lachancea thermotolerans CBS 6340, 1659 nucleotides long. RefSeq names its product Rsc4p (gene RSC4). Gene Ontology annotation, molecular function: protein binding. Lineage: Eukaryota; Fungi; Ascomycota; Saccharomycetes; Saccharomycetales; Saccharomycetaceae. The coding region runs from base 1 to 1659 and encodes 552 amino acids. The record is from RefSeq and is a predicted model, not a curated record. Gene Ontology annotation, cellular component: RSC-type complex. The transcript has a single exon. Gene Ontology annotation, biological process: chromatin remodeling.